UACUGUGUUAUUCUCACUUAUUUGUAUGAUUCUGGCUGGCUGUCCAACUUUGGAAUUGGCUGUUCUUGGGCUUUUUAAAAAUGGCUCUGGACCAGAACAGGUUAAUGAUAGUGUGCUAUUAACUGGUUCUCAAUACUAAAAUAUUCUCAAGGUUGUCUGACUGGAUCUGUUAAUUUUAAAAUCAGUUUUAUUUAUUAAAAUGCCAUAAUGGGCUGUUCAGCUUUUACCCCUCCCAUGAAAUCCUGUUUGGUUUACUGUUGCAAACAGUUCUACUGCAGUAAAUAAAUUAUUUGUGUGUUUUAAGGCAGAAGGGUUUAGCCCAGCAUGUGUGGAUCCUGCUGUGAUUUCACCGUACUUGCUUUUUCUACUGAGCUGGCUAGCCUUGAAUUCACACCAUUGUCUCUGCCAUAGACAUGCAGUGUUUCUAAAUCAGCAGUGCUGUCUUUCUGCAGCUUUUUCACAGUGACUUCUUUGGCAACGACAAGGCCUGUGCUUUGGACAGCUACAUUGCAGCAGUGUAUGAGCACUCAGUUAUAUUAUCAGAGGACACCAAAAUACCUGUUUCUCCUGAAGAUGCUUUGAUGCUGAUGAACAAAAACAUGGAUGUUUUGGAAGGGGCCAUCAAAGCAGCAGCCCUGCAGGGUGCACGUAUUAUUGUGACUCCUGAAGAUGGUAUUUACGGCUGGCUUUUCACAAGAGAAACCAUUUAUCCCUAUCUUGAGGACAUCCCAGAUCCACAGGUGAACUGGAUUCCAUGUACUGACCCUGACAGAUUUGCUCCUGCACCAGUGCAGGAAAGACUCAGCUGCAUGGCUAGGAGCAAUGCGAUCUAUGUGGUUGCCAAUAUUGGGGACAAGAAGCCAUGUAAUUCCAGUGAUCCCAAAUGCCCCAGCGAUGGUCACUAUCAGUAUAAUACUGAUGUUGUGUUUGAUUCAGAAGGGAAAUUGGUGGCACGCUACCAUAAGUAUAACCUCUUUGUGACAGAAACUCAGUUUGAUUACCCUAAGGAGCCAGAGUUUGUCACCUUCAAUACAUCCUUUGGAAAGUUUGGCAUUUUCACUUGUGCGGACAUACUUUUCCAUGAUCCUGCUGUGGUCCUGGUGAGCAAGUUACAAGUGGACACCGUGUUGUUCCCAACAGCUUGGAUGAAUACUCUACCACUUUUGUCUGCUUGUCAGUUCCACUCUGCGUGGGCUAUGGGAAUGGGUGUCAAUUUUCUUUCAGCGAAUAUAUGCAACUCCAGUUUAGAUAUAACAGGGAGUGGCAUCUAUGCACCAAAUGUACCCAGAGCAUUUCAUUACAAUACAGAAACAGAAAGCGGUCACCUCCUGGUUACAGAGCUGAGUUCACACCCUCGUCUUUCUCCCACUUACCCUAUUGCUGUCAACUGGAGCUCGUAUGCCACAAGCAUCAAACGAUUCUCACCAGAUGGCCAUGAUUUCAGUGGAGUCAUUUACUUUGAUCUGUUCACCUUCACUGAACUCGCUAAGCCUGAAGGAAACCGUACAGUUUGCCAGAAAGACCUUUGCUGUCAUUUGAGCUACAGGAUGGCGGAGAAGCGAGAAGAUGAAGUAUAUGUCUUAGGUGCUUUUGAUGGCCUCCAUGUUGUUGAAGGAGAAUACUAUUUGCAGAUAUGCACACUACUGAAGUGUAAAAGCACAGACUUGAAAACUUGCGGGCAGCCAGUGGCUACUGCUCACACCAGCUUUGACACAUUCUCUCUCAGUGGCACAUUUGGCACUAGCUACAUCUUUCCAGAAGUCUUGCUCACUGGGGUUCAACUGGCGCCUGGUGAAUUUCAGGUAUUAAGUGAUGGACGUCUGAUAAACCAGAAUGGCACUUCUAAACCAGUCUUGUCAGUGACACUCUUUGGGAGGUGGUAUGAAAAGGACCCCCCACACCCACAACAGGCUUUCCCAUGAUGUGGCUAUUGAUGCAUUUCUCAGAAUAGGAACAUCCUAUAAUGUUAAUCUGUGUUAACUACAGUCAUUAUCUACUAUCUUAUUUUUCAUAUUCUGUAAUCUAAAUAUAUUCUGUCUAGUCAGUGCAUGUUACAUUAUUGACACAAUUCCAUUACAAAACCAAUUAACUGGACAGCAGUUCUGCAUCUUUAUUAACUGUUAGCCUCUUCUUGCUACUGGCUUGAUUUUGCUGCCAUUCAAACUGAGAGAAAAACUUCCACUAACUUUAAUAUGGCGGGAUCCAGUUCUUUAUCAGCAGAUAUUGGCCUGAGCAACAAAACUCACCUUAGAACCUGGAUUUUUACCCCUUAAAAUGUUUACUUUGGGAGCUAGGGUAGAGGUCACCUCUGGGUUUUUGUUCAGGCCCAUGUCUAAACAAAACUGUUGAUAAAUCAGAGAUUCAUGUACAUUAUUAAUUAGAUCCAUUCUUCUGAGUUGUCAAUCCAAUACCUUCCACGAGUACUGUAAUUAUUUUGAAAAAGCGAAAAAAUUGACAUCCUUCAAUUAGAUAAUGUAGUUACAUUUUCAGAUUAACAUUCCUUUUAAUAGACUAUCCCAUCACACCAAAUUAUAGUUUCAAAUGAUUCUGUUUUCCAUAUACAAUGCAUUUUCCCUGAGCAUUGUACAUCAUGAGCAUAUUUUAAGUAUGUGGUAAAUAUGCUUAUUUUUAAAAUGGCAAUACUGUAGUUGUGCUAUAGUUUUCAAACAGUGAUCUGUACCCAUGCUAAAAGUCCUGAAAAUGCCAGGAAAUGUGCAAUAAUGUUCAUGCAGGUCUAUGUACCCUCAGUAUUUCUAAUGCACCCAUCACUAUCAAAAUAGCAAGAUAGAAAAGAUUUGGGUGUGUUCUGUUGAAUGUUCUGUGUUUUUUAGGGUCCUACAUAUACUUAAUUUGACUUGUUUUAGUUGUUCUGGUGUAGUCAGGGUACUCGUGUGUAACUUCAGAUGGAUAAGUGUUCACAUGAGUGGGACCUAUACUUUACUGGAAGUGGGACAUGUGAACUUCCUUUUUCUGGAGUGAUUUAAAUUGGGUGUUUAGUUUUUGAUUCGGUUACUUUUCAAAGUGAAUUUAAAAUAUCAGUAUCCAUUUUCUUAUUAUAAUAAAUGCAAUUGUUGAAGAUUAAAAAACCCUGCAUUCAGAUUGUAGUCUUCAGCAAUUUUUACUUCUGUUUUUAUUUUGCAGAUGUACUUAAUCAGGUAUUCAACUAUUGCACAUGUGACCCAGGUUAAACGUCAUAAGAUAUAAUCACGUUUUAGUCUGUAUGCUGUCACUAACGUACAACCAUCCUACAUAAUUCCAAAGGCAGCCAUAAUAAAGAGAAUGGGAAAGA
Gopherus evgoodei (Goodes thornscrub tortoise) is the source of this 3289-nucleotide messenger RNA. Its product is annotated as vascular non-inflammatory molecule 3-like. The coding region runs from base 582 to 1922 and encodes 446 amino acids. Lineage: Eukaryota; Metazoa; Chordata; Testudines; Testudinidae. Gene Ontology annotation, molecular function: hydrolase activity, acting on carbon-nitrogen (but not peptide) bonds, in linear amides. The record is from RefSeq and is a predicted model, not a curated record. The transcript is spliced from 8 exons.